CUUUGACACUCGGCCAGUUCUUUUACACAAGCUCUUAGUUAGAGUGGGUAUGCCACCCUCUUCCCAUCUAGAGAUCAGUGAAGCAUCCCUAGUACCAACACACUCUGAAUCUCCAAAUCUGAGGCUUUGGAACAGAGGAACCAGGGUCAUUGUUCCAUACUUCAGCCGUGCUGAGGCGGAGAUAAAGCUCCUGAAAGAGUUUAAGCCACCUGCCAUGAACCCUCAGUAUUACCAGCUUCAGGACUGUGUUCCCAUUAAUCAUCGCAACUACAAGGAGAGAAUGCACAGUUUCUUAUACCAAGAGGAACAAGCUGAGGAGGAAAUUGUUUGCAGACUCAAUCUUCAAGGAACCAUUACAUUGUCCAAUACAUUGAACGACAUACGCUUUGGGCUGAAAAUAGCUUGCGAUGGAGAGCUCUUUGGCACCCUUCCAGUCUGCCAUGCACUUACCCCCGACACCCCAGAGGGGUUCAUGCUGAGACGAGGGGUGGAGUCCGUCCUCGUGGGCGAGGUCACUGCAAAUGAUCAAGGCCAAAGAGUCUACGAGGCAGUCAUCCUCAAAGACACAGCCAAUGUAAAGGAGAUACACCUGAGGCUGUCAAGAGAGUGCUGUUCAGACUUGGGCCUUCAAAAGAAUCAGACACGCGAGAUGGAGGUCCAGUUCCAGCUGAACCGUCUCUGGUUCUGCGAGAUGCACAAGGCCAUUGAUCUCCUUCCAGACCUUCAAUAUGUGCUGCCAGACUUUAGUAAGACAUGCGUUCCUGCACAUCCAACCAAAUACCCCUUGCUCAAUGGAAAGCAACAGGCAGCCAUGAGCUUCAUUCUUGGAGACCCUGAUGGCAGAAACAGUGUCGCCCCACUGCUGAUAUAUGGGCCCUUUGGCACUGGGAAAACAUUUACUCUUGCAGAAGCUACAGUGGAACUAAUGAAAGAGGAGAAUAACAGAGUCUUAAUCUGCACACACACAAACAGUUCUGCUGAUCUGUAUGUGAAGGAUCAUUUUCAUAAACACAUUAAUGCCGGAAAUCUAAAAACAAAACCUCUGCGAAUAAAAGCCAAGGAAGUAUCUCCACUAAGCACUGAUCUCAUCACAAGGGCCUACUGCCUUCUAACGGAAGAUGGCCAUUUCAAAUUCCCUGACAAAGACACAGUGAACUUGACAAGGAUUGUCAUAACAACCACUGGAGUGGCUCGGCUUCUCCAUGACCUGAAGCUCCCCAAAGACUACUUCAGCCACAUCAUGAUUGACGAGGCUUCUCAGAUGCUGGAGUGUGAAGCCCUGAUGGCUCUUGGCCUGGCAGGCCCCAAGACUCGAAUCGUUUUGGCUGGAGAUCACAUGCAGAUGGGACCCAAGCUCUUCUCUGUGGAGGAUGACAAGCGCUCAGACCACACGCUGCUCAAUCGCCUCUUCUACUACUACCAGUCCGAAAAGAAAAAUGUUGCCUUGGAGAGCAGAAUCAUUUUCAAUGAAAACUACCGAUCUACCAAGGGGAUUGUAGACUUUGUGUCUACUUACUUCUACUUUGACAAAUGUCAAAAGAAACAACAAACAACAAAUGGCAUCAAGGCCAGUGGAAAUGUUGCUGCGCACCCUACACUGCACCCGCUAAUGUUCAGUCAUGUCCGUGGGGAAUGCCAUCUAGACACAACAACCAUGUCGUGGUACAACCCUGAGCAAAUAGCAGAUGUUGUUCAGAUUGUUCAAGAUCUUCUGUGCAACUGGCCGGUAGAGUGGAACCAACCAGAUCCUUCAACUAUCUGUAUUCUCUCACAGGGCACCCAGGUUUACCACCUCAGGACAAUAUUAAAACAAGUACAUUUGAACUGGGUCACAGUGGAGAAUGCUGAAAAUGUUCAAGGCAAACAAUUCAGAGUGAUCAUAAUCGUCACAGUGCAUACAAGAGACACCUUAAAGCCACUGGCUUCCAGCUGCCUGGAGUUCUUCAAUGAUGCCCGUGUUCUUAACACAGCCAUGACCAGAGCACAGUCUCAGGUGAUAGUGGUGGGAGACGCUGCUGCGCUCUGCUUCUUUGGGAAAUGUGCCAAAACAUGGAGAUGCUACAUAGAGCACUGCAUUGAAAAUGGCAGUGCUAUGCCUGAGCAUCUGAACAAGGAUUUUCUAAAUCAAGAGGUGAUGGAGAUCUCCAGAUUUGUACCAACACAGGAAGAGGAUACCAGUGAUACCGAUUCAACAACAUCAGAGAUAUCUGACAUUGACCCAAUUCUGCAAGAGCUGCUUGAUGAGAGCAAUGAUUUGAAAGUUAACGUAACAGAGGAAGGCUUGUUGCAUAUUUUCAAAAAUGACCACCCUGACAAGACAGCUGAUGACAAUGAAGAGAAUCAACAUGGGGACCAAAGUGAUUCUACAUUCUUCCAAUGGAAUGGAGAAGAAAAUGGGUUUCCAAGCAAUCCAGAUGCAAAUGUUAUACUCAAACGCUGCAUAAUUGUGAUGGAAAGAUAUGACUCAGCACAUGCUAUACCACUCGAUGAACCAACUACAAGGAUUAACAUUAAUGGGAGGGAAAAUGUCCGCUGCUGUUUUCCUGGUGAUGAGGUGUUUGUUGAAGUGUUAAGUGAAGAAAGUACACCACCCAAUGGAAGAGUGCACAGAAGAGUUGGGACAACCUCUCUAUUCGACAAACAGUUUGUGUGCACCAUUGAAAAAACUGACCACCAAGUGAUGACCCCGAUAAAUAAGUGCAUAUCAAAAUUGUACACUCCAUUUUGGAAGGAUAAGCCUCAUCAUAUUGCUGUGCGAAAAGGACUAGAUGAUUUUAGACCAGAGGAAUUUGUGAAGAUUAAUGAGGAAUCUAAGAGAAAUCUUCUUUUUGUUGUCCAAGUAUUGAAGUGGGGAGAGAAUUUCCGCUAUCCCCUAGGUAUUGUUGUGAAAGUCCUUCCAAAAGUGACAUCUUUGGAAGCUGGUCUGCAGGUAUUAAGCAUAGAAAAUCAACUCUCAAAGAGUCCUUCACUCCGUGACCAAGAAAUGAUCAGGCUUCAGGAAUGCUCAAAAGAUUUCCGCGGACGGAAAGAUUUCCGCAGCAUCAUAACAUUCACAAUAGAUCCUUCACACUCUCGAGACCACGAUGAUGCAAUCAGUGUAAGAGAUCUUGGCCCAGAUUAUGAAAUAGGGGUUCAUAUAGCUGAUGUUGCACACUUUGUGCCCAAGGGAAGUGGACUGGAUGAAUAUGCUAAGAAGCAAGGACUUGUUUUUUACCCACCUGAAAGGAACCCAUCUGAAACUGCACCUGUGUACAUAUUCCCGAGAGAGCUCAGUGAAGAUAUGUUCAGUCUUCUUCCUGAUCAUGAUCGACACACCAUUUCGCUUAUGGUGGUCAUUGAUAAGAAAACGCACCGCAUAAAAUCAGCCGAUUUUCACCUCUCCGUCAUUCGCUCUGACAGAAAAUUAUCCUACGAUGAAGCAGAGGACAUCCUUAAAAAUUCCAGGACCAAGGAUUCAAGUGGUGAGCCAUGCUUUAACACAGUGGAAGGCUGCCUACUGAUGGCAUCCCACUUUUCAGAAGUUCACAGGAAGGACAGGAAGCAGGACGACUGGUGCUACAAGUCACCGGAUGAAGACACAAUCAUUGGCAACCGUCAAUCCCACAGGGUGGUGGAGGAGCUGAUGAUCCUGUUUAAUCACAGUGUUGCCCAGCUGCUACUCAACAUCGAGAAGACAAAGAGCUGUGUGCCACUGAGAUGUCAAGAAAGGCCAGACAUGACCGGCCUGGGGAAGCUCCGAGAGUGCUGCAGUCCAUGGCUCCCUCUGUCCAUUCAUCUGUCUCACCUUAUGGAGGAUGAAGGCGGUCUCAUGAGUCUUCCAGAGGCUAGCAGAAGCUUGUGCAACUCUGGAGGCGGUGCACGUCAGCAAUGUGAUGCAGACAGCACAGCGUUUCUUAGGUAUGCUAGUUUGGAACCUGACACCUUUUCAAUACUGACAUCGCUUCUUGAGAAUCUUCAAACGGCAGCCAGAGAAGGAGACAUCCAGAGAAUAGUUGAUCUCAUCACAACUGAUGACGUACACCCACAAUUGCUGCCCAUCAUCCGUGCGUUGGGAAAGCACAUUCGCAGAGCCUAUGUUAUCCGCUCCAACUCAACUCUCACCUCUAGAGUCGGGCACUUUGAUCUUGAUCUAGACUGCUACAUCUGGGCCUCUUCCCCAAUUCGCCGUUAUGUGGAUAUCAUUACCCACAGGAUUCUCCACUCUGUUCUAGAAAGCAAAGAAAUGACAUAUUCACCCAUUGAAAUUGAUCAGUCCUGUGUCAGCUUUUCUCUACAGUAUGACAAGGAGUCCAAGUAUAAGAGGACAUCCAACAGCCUAAAUUUUGCUUCUGAGUUAAAUGAACAAAGUGCAAGGAAGAUUGCUUACAUCAUUGAUAUCUCACCAAACAGCAACAGUUUUCGACUGUCAUUUCCACUGCAACGAAAGUCAAUGUGUGAGGAUGUGGCUAUCAUGUACCGGUACCUUCAGCUAGCAGAUCAACCAGUGUUUGAUAGAGAGCGAAAUUGUCAUGUCAUUAAAUGGAUUCGAAGGGUGUACUCACUGGUGCGGGAUGACAUCCACUCUGAGCUGGAAAGACAAGUUCCCAAUUCUUUAAUCACACACGUGCCGAAAGAGGCAUGGGCACGUUUGUUGUCCACCAUUAGGGAGGAAAAGUGGGAGGAUAUGCUGCAACAUCUUCAGGACGUCACCUCAGAAGUAUGGCAGGGGGGCACUUUCAGUUCCACAGAGUCAUGUGAAGACACAGUAAUGUCCAGAAAAGCAGAUUUCAUGAAAGGACAUUUUGUUGAGUUGUCACUGCAGCUCAAGCAAGGUGACACCAUCGAGGUACAACUGGGAACAGACACAGUUAGGGGACUGCUAGUUCCAGCUGUCCAGCUCCUGAUUGUGAACCCAAACUUUGAGAUUUGCUUGGAACACACCAAGAACCCAAUCGAAUGUUUCUCCAGGUAUGCUCUUCGUGCCUCCAAGGACGUAUAUUCCACGUACAACGAAUACCAAAAAAUAUGGGCACCCUUGUGUGAAAUGGAGUCUGCUUGCAACGCUGUCGCAGAAAAUGAAAGCAUUGUCUUGGAAGAUGUUGAGCUUACAUGGACAAAAAGAGACAAGGACAACAUUAAAAAAGAUCCUAAUCUGCAAGGAUUCUUCCAGCUUCCCCUUGAAAAGAAGAAACAGUGGUCUAUCGAAUGCGACUUCACAAAGUGUUUCUUGUGUAUCCGUAUGAGACGACCAUACAAUGAUUUCAAACCAGAGAAACAGCAUGGUGAUCACAGACUAAAAGAGGCUAAAUACCUAGACCUCACAAGUAUGACCAAUGUCAUCUGGAUUGCUCAUGGUGUAACGACUGAAGUGGAAGAGGAGGAGGAGGACAAGGAUGAGAAGAGCAUCAAGAUACACUUCCGCAUCAAUCACUUACCCAUGGCCAGUAAACCUCAGAGAAUCUUUUUGGAGAGUACAAGAUUCACUGUAGAGUUGAUUCCUAAACUCCUCCCAGAUGUGAGGAAAGAGGAAGCAAUUAAGCGACUAACAAAGGCAAAUCAACUAGUGAAGGACAUUGCAGUUGGGAAAAAACAUUCAGAUGGCAUUAAAUUCAUGGCGAGCAAAAGGGGGACAUUUGACAUGGAGAAUCAUCGUUCCUUUGGUUUCCCUCCUUUGAACACAAGCCAGAAUAAAGCCAUAAGAGAGACACUUCAGAACCGCUUCACCCUUAUACAAGGACCCCCAGGAACUGGUAAAACUGUUGUUGGAGUCCACAUUGUUUAUUGGUUCUUGAAGCAGAGUAAAAUGCAAAGGCAAAGUGAGGAGACACAAAAGAAGAGAUGUAUUCUGUAUUGUGGCCCGUCUAAUAAGUCUGUUGAUGUAGUUGCAGGUCAACUCCUGAAACUGAGUGCUGUGCUGCGGCCGUUGAGGGUUUACAGUGAGCAGAUGGAGGUGAUGGAGUACCCCUACCCAGGCAGCAGGCUGAAGCUCUCCCGCCAUUCGCUCAGGGAGGGGAAACCCAACGAAGAGCUCAGAUCCAUAACCUUGCAUCAUCGGAUGCGGAUGCCAGAUAAUCCACACUCAUCAGAGAUACGAGCCUUUGAUGCACGGAUUAAAAGAGGAGAAAACCUUAGUGAGGGUGAAAUUAAAAGCUACAAAAGUCUACUAAGGGCAGCCAGGAAGCAUGAACUGUUGAAGCAUGAUGUCAUUCUGUGCACGUGCACCGCUGCAUCCAACCCAAACUUUGAAAAGUUGCUCAAGAUGCAGCAGAUCAUCAUAGACGAGUGUGCCAUGGCAACGGAGCCGGAGGCUUUCAUCCCCUUAGUCACCCAUCAGCCUGAACAGAUUGUCCUUAUUGGCGACCACAAACAGUUGAAGCCUGUAGUCACUUCUGAUGUGGUGGAAAGACUAGGUAUGAGCAAGUCUCUCUUUGAACGGUAUAUGAGGAAAGCCAUUAUGCUUGACAUCCAGUACAGAAUGCAUGAAGCCAUCUGUGAGUUUCCUUCGCAGCAGUUCUAUGGUGGCAUCUUAAAAACUGGAAAACGCCCUAAAGCAAAGCCGAGUGUACUGCUGACAGCAUCACAGCAGCCAACCCCUAUCUUGUUUGGCCAUGUUGAAGGCAAGGAAGUCAGUCUGAUGGUGGCAACAGAGAGGGGGAAUGAAAAUUCAAAGGCUAACGUUGAAGAAGCUGAACAAACGGCCCGGCUUGCAACUCUACUGAUAAAGCAGUCAGGAAUAGAUGAAGAACAGAUUGCCAUUCUCACACCCUACAAUGCACAAGUGGCCAAGAUCAGAGAGACUCUCUCAAAGAGAGGCAUCUAUCAAGUCACGGUCAGCACCAUCAUGAAGAGUCAAGGAAGUGAAUGGAGGUAUAUUAUCCUGUCCACUGUGCGAUCCUGUCCCAAAAUCGAGAUUGACAGUAGACCAACUAAAUCCUGGCUAAUGAAAAAGCUUGGAUUUGUUAUGGAUCCCAAUCAGGUUAAUGUGGGAAUCACAAGGGCACAGGAAGGCCUUUGCAUCAUUGGAAAUCAGACUCUUCUGCAGUGUAGCUACCUCUGGAAGAAGCUACUGAAUCACUACCAUGAAAAGGGCUGUGUUGUCAAUCCUGCUCAAAGCAUCCACGUGCAGAAAAAAAAAAGCAACUAACAACUUGGAACUAAUAAAGUAUUCAAAACCAUUCUACUUAAAAAUGAUGCUCUCACUGCAUCUGUAAUCAAUGAAAUUCGUGGACAUGGACCACCUGAAUCAAAAACAAAUUAUUUACUGAGUAUUAAGUAAUAAUUGAUAAGUAUUUUUUAUGUAUAAAUACCUAUGUACAGAUUGUAAAUACUGAUACAUUUUGAGAUAUUUUUUUACAUUACAUGAUGUCUCUUGUGCUUUUAAUAUUAGGAAAUUGAGCAUGUAAUAGAUCAAUUGUUUUGAAAGAUUAAUGUUGUUUAACUGUAGCACAAUAUUUAGCAUUUUGUUUUGCCACUUUUGGAGGCCACCUCCUGGGGGCAACUUUGAGCAUUCCAAGGGCAUGCAAAAUAAAUAAGAAAAUGUUUGUAAAUCUAGGUAUGAUUGAUAUUACCUGAAUGAAAAACAUCUGUUUUUCCAGAUGAACUUUGUACCUAAAGUUUACUUGUUUCUACACACCCAUAAUACUGUGUAUUACGAUUGAUGACAUGACAUCUAAGUAAAUAUGAUCUUCUUUUAUUGUGAUUGUUGUUGAUUCUUAAUGUUGAGUUCACAUUUUUUUUCAAAGCGACUUACAGAAUGAGGAUACACAGGGAAACA
Molecule: messenger RNA, 7753 nt
Organism: Sardina pilchardus (European sardine)
Lineage: Eukaryota; Metazoa; Chordata; Actinopteri; Clupeiformes; Clupeidae
Gene: helz2a
Product: helicase with zinc finger 2a
Exons: 16
Coding region: 50-7123 (2357 amino acids)
Molecular function (GO): ATP hydrolysis activity; 5'-3' DNA helicase activity; RNA nuclease activity
Source: RefSeq, a predicted model, not a curated record